AUGAAAUAUAAAAUUUUAAUUUUAUUUUUUAUUCUUUUUAUAAAUUCAUCAAGUGUAUCAUUAGUGAAUUCUAGUAUUGUGGAUGUAUCAAAUAUAACCUAUUGUCCACCACCAUUAUUAUUUAAAAAUAGUUCAAAUUAUGUUGAAGAUACAAAAAGAGGAUACCAUUUCGUUUCAGUUAAUGGCACUGUGGUAAAUUGUAUACAGCCAUGUCCAUCUUUAUACUUUGAUUAUAAAGAAGAGUGGCAAAAAAUGAUGAAUAUGGCAUUGGUUGUGGGAACAUUCAGUUUUUUCGCAUCAGUUUUUUUAAUUUUAACCUAUUCACCAUUAUUAAAUAAGAAUUAUAGAAAUAGACAUACUAUUGGUAUAUUGGCAAUGUUUUUUGGUAUAUUUUUGAUCAUGUUAACCGAUGUAUGGAAUUUGGAAAAAAGAUUCGAAGUGGGUUGUCCAGAGAUAGGAAGAUAUUCAAGACAGAGUGAUCCAGAGUGUGGUGCAACAGGAAUUAUAUUUCAAUUUGGUUGUGUCAGUGCUGUAAUUUCAUGGACCGUUUUAGCAUUCGAUUUAUACUUUUCAAUAAAGAAAAUACAAUUCAAAGCAUUCGACAAAUAUUAUUUGGUAGUUAUAUAUGCUUUUAGUUUAAUUUUAACAUUUGUACCAGCUAUUGGAAAACAAUAUGGAUACACUGAAUUUGCAUUAGGUUGUUGGAUUUUAGAUUUUCCUUAUCAAAUUUCAUGUUUUUGGUUACCACUCUCACUUUGUUUAAUUAGUAGCACUGUUGUAGUUUUAAUGAUUUUAUUUGAAGUAUAUAAAAUUAUCAAGGUAUCGAAUCAGAAAUCAUCUAUAAAGGGUCAUAUUAAACCGUUGUUGUGUUUAAUUUGUAAUUGUUUGGAGUUUUUUUAUAUGUUUGGGUACAGUCUAUUCCUUAAGACUCAAAUGGAGGAGUUAGAAAAAGGAAUGGAUGACUAUAUAUAUUGUUUAUUAGAUAAUGCCACAAGCACUCCAGGAUCAUUCGAAUGUAAACCAAAGAAACUCGGUAUGACCGCUCAAUUCAUUUUCCUCAUAUCCCUUAGAUUACUUGGCGUGUCAGGUAUUGCUUUUUUUGGUUUUAAUAGUAGAGUAAAAAAAAUUUGGUUAGAUUCUAUAAUUUUUAAUAAUAGAUUUAUGCGUAAAUACUUUAGUCUUUCAUCUUCAUCCAACACACCAAAUUUCUCAGGAAAUAGAAAUAAUAGAUUUAGUAUUCAAUAUAACAGCGGAAAUAGCAAUAAUAAUAAUAAUAGUAACAGUAUUAAUUUAAAUAGUAACUAUUGUGUAGAAACACCAGAAGGUGAUCCUUAUUAUAAUAAUUCAGAAACUCCAGAUGGAUCAAAUGAACCAACUACAAUCGAACUACCUGUAGUAAACAAUGAUAAUCAAGAAAAUAAUAUAAAUACUGUAAAUGAUAGUAAUAAUGAUAAUAGUAAUAAUAAUAAUAAUAAUAAUAAUCAAGUGUAA
Messenger RNA from Dictyostelium purpureum, 1491 nucleotides. RefSeq lists its product as uncharacterized. The record is from RefSeq and is a predicted model, not a curated record. The coding region runs from base 1 to 1491 and encodes 496 amino acids. Lineage: Eukaryota; Evosea; Eumycetozoa; Dictyosteliales; Dictyosteliaceae. The transcript is spliced from 3 exons.